AUGAUCAUCGACCACAAUGUGGUCAACGAAGAGAGGAGGAAGCCACUGAUCGAUCUGUGCAAGACGCCAUGGGCUGAGCGGCAUUCGGCUUAUCAGCGCUUCUACCAAGGGUACGUAUUUGUGGUCGAAGCUAUAGAGAUGAUAGCUUUCCGCUAUCACUUGGAGAAAUAUGGGGCUACGUAUGCCGACUGGAACUAUGCAGGCCGCAAUGAAGCACGGCAGAUUCUGGCCAGUGUUACUUCCUUUCAGUUUGUUGUUGUGUUUGUGACGAUAUAUCAGUACUUACCACACCUUUCGGGCAUUACCGUAAAGCUGCAGAGCAAAGCUGUUGAUAUCGUGAAAGCGCAUAACAUGAUAUCUGAAAUUGUGAGGACCUACAACAGCGAGCGCGCAAACGUUGAAGGCAGCUUUUCUCAAAUCUACAAAGUUAGUUCAGACAUGGCAAAAAGCAUCAACCGGCAGUUCUCAAAGUCGGCAGUCACAGCCAUUUCCCUACUUGGUCUUGUACCAAGUAUCAUAUGUUCGCAAGAUGUCAACCUGGAAGAGGCGCUGAUCAAGUACAGAGAUGAUCUGCCAUCGCCUGAAUUGAUGGACGCGGAACUCAGGCGUUGGAGGAACAGCUGUAUGGCGAUGCUCCCUGAGAAGAGACCGUGCUCACCAGCAAAAGCCAUCAAAGAAUGUGACGCCAUUGACUUCCCAAACAUCUCGGUUCUUUUGACCAUCGCCUGUACCAUACCUGUCACCUCGUGUGAAUGUGAGAGAAGCGCCAGUGCUUUACGACGUCUAAACAACUAUAUGCGCGCAUCCAUGGCUAAGGACAGAUUGUCUCACCUUGCUCUCCUUCACAUCCACUACCAUGUACCGAUAGAUCUUGACAACGUAGUCGAUUAUUAUGCUCGCCUUCACCCUCGCAGACUUGAACUUGACUCGGUACUGUUACACUAA
This is a messenger RNA of Corticium candelabrum, 945 nucleotides long. RefSeq names its product 52 kDa repressor of the inhibitor of the protein kinase-like. The coding region runs from base 1 to 945 and encodes 314 amino acids. Gene Ontology annotation, molecular function: protein dimerization activity. The transcript is spliced from 2 exons. The record is from RefSeq and is a predicted model, not a curated record. NCBI's taxonomy places the organism in Eukaryota, Metazoa, Porifera, Homoscleromorpha, Homosclerophorida, Plakinidae.